Lycium barbarum (goji berry) is the source of this 1715-nucleotide messenger RNA. RefSeq names its product transcription factor CYCLOIDEA-like. The transcript has 3 exons. The record is from RefSeq and is a predicted model, not a curated record. Gene Ontology annotation, molecular function: DNA-binding transcription factor activity; sequence-specific DNA binding. Gene Ontology annotation, biological process: regulation of secondary shoot formation. Gene Ontology annotation, cellular component: nucleus. Bases 424 to 1311 code for a protein of 295 amino acids. NCBI's taxonomy places the organism in Eukaryota, Viridiplantae, Streptophyta, Magnoliopsida, Solanales, Solanaceae.
UGUCUAUAAAUGUUUGCCUUGACUCUUCACUGGCUACUGCCAAUAAUUGUUUAGGGGUUUCCAUCACUCUUAAAGUGGAUGAGGAUUACGUUUUUAAACUGUUAAAAGGAAUAGUUGAUGUUGAUAUAUAUGAACGGAAAAGAAGUUGUUUAAAAGAUAGAUUUUUAAGAGUAAAAGAUGGGAAAGUAGAAACACAACGAACAGAAGAAGAAAGAGUACAUCGUCACCGCACUUGAAUUUAGAAACCCUUCAAAUCUUUCCGUCGCUUCUCUACAGUAUUUUUAGAGCGAUAGUGAUGGAAACAAUAGAAAGCUCCCAUCAAGCUUUCGAAAGGCCAAUGCUGUAGUGCUACUAGUGUUUAAUUGUUUAUCAGCUAUUUUAGUUCUUCAAGAUUUCAUACAGAGAAAUUCUAAGGUUAAAAAAAUGUUCCCUUUCGGAAACAGUAGAAAUGGGAACCCUAUUCUCCACUAUUCAGUACCAUCCUUUCACAGCUCUCUUGGCCUCAAUGGCAACCAAAUACUCCUUCAUCAACACCAAGAUCAGCUCUCUACUCAUCAUUACUUAGCCCCAAAUGCUCACUUAAUCGACAACAGCAGCUCGUUGGUCUUUGCAAAUUACAAUGUCAUCAACAGCAACAAGUCAUUUCAAGACCCUUCCAAUAAAAAGAAACCUUUGAAGAAGGAUAGGCACAGUAAGAUUUUGACAUCUCAAGGGCAUAGGGAUCGGAGGGUGAGGUUGUCGAUAGGGGUUGCUCGUAUGUUCUUUGAUUUGCAAGACAUGCUUGGUUUCGACAAACCAAGUAAAACCCUUGAGUGGCUAUUCACUAAGUCCAAAUUAGCCAUUGAAGAGCUCACUGAUCAAAAUGCCAAGAUCAAGAGUACUAUUAAUUCAGAAUGUGAGGACGAGGUUGUUACUGCUGCCUCAAAACAAAUGAAAGAGGAGGAGGCUAUAGUUGCAAGAGAGUCAAGGGCCAAGGCUAGAGCAAGAGCUAGGGAAAGAACUAUCAAGAAAAUCUGGACCCAAAUUGAAGCCAAAUCUAACUCAAAGGAGCACACAAAGAUGGAAGAAAUCAAAGAAAUGAAUAACCCAAAUAUGAAGUCCUCCUUGGGUUUUCACUCGAAUCUCAUGAGUGGUCCGAAUAAAGAUGCUGCAGCUUCACAUUACAACAAUUAUGCACGAAAUUGGGAUCAUGACAACGUUAAUCGAACAAUUAUGAGUUCCGGCUUAAGUGCACCCAUCGCUGCUACCAUUUGUUGUACCUCAUCGCAAGUUCAGAAAGCAUGGGACUCGUAUCACGGCAGCCAAAUCUAAAGGGAACAGUGACCCACUGAAGGAGCUGAUUGGAACGGGAGUUAGGAGGGACGGACUAUACUAUUUUAGCAAACUGGACGUGGUGCAACAUGUGUCUACUGUCGUGGCAACGUCCGCAUUGGAAUUGUGGCAUCGACGAUUGGGGCAUCCUUCCGAGAGAGUGGUUAAGUUGCUUCCUCAUGUCAGUAGUGAUAAGAGUAGUUUAGCAAAGGAUUGUGAAGUGUGUUUACGUGCUAAGCAUCCUAGAGACAAAUUUCCUUGAAGUGAUAAUAAUGCAUCUAGAAUAUUUGAGAAAAUACAUAGUGAUUUGUGGGGCUCAUAUCGCCAUGUUUUGUCGUGUGGAGCUCGUUAUUUUUUAACAAUUGUUGAUGAUUUUUCCCGAGCUGUUUGGAUUUACUUGUUGG